UUAUAGUGUGGUUACUGCUAGAAGUCUGCCACAGCAUCUUAAGCAAGACACAAGCUAGUGGCACGUGGAGAAGAGUAGUCAGAACGUAGAAAACAGGCUCUCCGAGACUUUUGAGAGCAAAAGUUCAUAGCGCAAUGGAGCAACUAUAUUCAUUUGCACUCGGGAUAAUCUGGAUAUCGACCAAUUUUUCUUAUGUUCUGGCGUGCUCAGUACACAACGGAAUGCUUGGAUGUGGACAUCAGAGCUGCGAUCCUACGUUUCUGCACUUGGACGCGGUGAUGAGCGAGGCGGCUCGGCAGCCGAUCGAAGGCCGGAUUCAUGUGCCCAUUCCCGCCACGCUGGCAUCUGCCGUCACCAUGGAGAGCUACCCGGUGGUCCGUGCCAGUUCCGGCGGUGCGGCGACCUUCCACUGCAGUCCCCUGCGGAUCCUCCCCAACGCAAACGGGAGCAACGCCAAUGAAACAACCGUCAGGUGGGUGCACAAUCAAAAAAUGCUGGCGGCACUCAGCAGCGACGGACUGCAUUUUAAUUACACGGCCUCCGCCGAUGUCCAGCAAACCGUGGACUGGGCGGCCGCCUCCGCCACGCUGACCAUCCGCAACGUCACCUGGGCAUCGCGCGGCAUGUUGACCUGCCUGCAGGAUUGCCCAGCCGCCAAGGAACCCUUGCGAAAAUUCUGCCCUCUGCAGGACUUCCGCUUUCAUGUCACGCCCACCGCUAGCGAAAUCUUCCUGGCGCCCUUAAUGCACAACGUCACGGUCUUCCGCUUCGGGGAGGCGCGCUUCCGGUGCGCCACCACGCUGAUCUUUCCCACCGACGUCUUCCAUGGUCGGAUGGACUUCAUCUGGCGGUACAAUGCGCAAUGGCUGCACGCGCCCCCUUAUCACGCACUGCACCCCUUCGUGGGACCGGUGAGCACGCCCCCGCCGAGGCGCCCUUCCCCCAAGCAUGUCCCGCCGUCGCUGCGGGACAGGAUAGCCGGAGAGACUCUGGCAGAGUACACAGUCUUCUACAAUGACACCGACGGCGAGAACUUCGCCAGCACGCUAGUCGUUCCCAGUGUCCAGCUACAGACGUCGACACCGGCGCGGGUGGAGUGCUGGGUGCAGCCGGAUUACCAGCGGGAGGUCUGGCUGAUGCAAACGGCCUAUCUGCAUGUUCUACCGGCACCAGAUGCCUGGCUAGUCUGAAGGCUGCCCACUAAGCACGACUGGCAUUUCUCAGUGCAUGCAGACUGCAAAAUAUUUCAUUAAUCCUGCCUCCCCUCGACAAACAGAGUGUCGGCUCCAGACCAAUUGCCUGUUCUUCGUUUCAUGUUAAUGUUAAAUGGUAUACAAUAACUAAUUACGAAUUUAAUUUAAGGGGAUGAUUCAUGAUAUAAGAACUUGAUUGCCUUUUGCCGCACUGCCAGCCUGUCACCACCGUGCUGCGCCUGUAUUUUUACUAUCGGCUUUUUUAGCUGCGUUAAGGCACUUUUGUUGGGACUUCAAGCUUCGAGCAUUUUUAUACUUCAUCGUUUACUUGCACUGGAGGAAGUUACAAUCGCACCUGCAGAAUCAUCCUGUCUUGUGCUCCUUGCUGACCUCCCUGUUGACCCUAUCUCUUUUCGCUUGAGAACCAUUUUUUUCUUU
This is a messenger RNA of Paramacrobiotus metropolitanus, 1631 nucleotides long. RefSeq lists its product as uncharacterized. The coding region runs from base 135 to 1190 and encodes 351 amino acids. The record is from RefSeq and is a predicted model, not a curated record. NCBI's taxonomy places the organism in Eukaryota, Metazoa, Tardigrada, Eutardigrada, Parachela, Macrobiotidae. The transcript has 4 exons.